AUGUCGACGGGUGUAACUUUUGGCAUUAUAUCAACAUUCGAUCAUCUUUCGCACGAAUGGAACAGUUAUAAAUCGCGAUUGAAUCAGUGGUUUAUCGCAAACGACAUAACCAAUGAAACUGACAAAGCAACAGUAAAGCGGCGAGCGAUAUUGUUGAGUGCGCUAAGUGAAUCGACGUUCAAGUUAGCUAAUGACCUGGCGUUACCCAGCAAGGUGGAAGAGUUGAGCUACGGAGCAAUAAUUAAGCUCCUCGAUGAUCGCUUCACACCCAAAAGGUUGGGGUUUGCAGAAAAAUCUAUUUUCUAUGCGGCAACUCAGCGACCAGGUGAAGGUCACACUCAGUGGGCGGCCAGAAUUAGGGGAUUGGCGGCACAUUGUGAAUUUAAGAACUUGGAGGAAGCUUUGUUGGACAGAUUCAUCAUGGGCAUGGCGGCAGGACACGAGCGGGACAAACUCUUCGCGCAAGAUCAGCGGGAGUUGACCCUGGCAAAGGCCAUCAACUUGGCGGAGAGCGUGCGCUGUGCACGUCACGCUUCAUCAGUUGCGGCGCCGGGCGCGAGUGACGUCGGUGUGAGUGGAUUCGCGGAUGGCGGCGUAUUCAACAUCUCCAAGAAGGAAAAGUGCAAUGUGUGUGGUUAUGCCAAUCAUAAAUCCAAUCAGUGUCGUUAUAAAAAUUUCAAGUGUAAAAAGUGUAAUAGGAAAGGUCAUUUACGAAAAAUGUGCCGUUAUGAUGACAGAAUAAAAUAUGUCGAGGAAGGUAGUGUGGUCGAAGGAGACGACGACGGUGAGUGUUUUUACAAUAUUCGGUGCUUGAAAGGGAAACCAAUGACGGAACGCGUUAUGAUAAAUGGUAUUUCUUUAGAGUUUGAAAUAGAUAGCGGUUCUGCAGUAAGUGUAAUUUCGGAAAAAACUUAUAUUACUAAAUUUAAUUAUUUGCCAUUGUCAGCCACCAACAAAAAGCUGUUAAGUUAUACGGGCGAACACAUACAAACCAUCGGGUUAGUUUCAUUACCUAUAGAAUAUAGUGGGAUCUCGCAUACUCUAAGCGUGUAUGUAGUGCGCAAUGGCGGACCGUCGCUUCUGGGCAGGGACUUCAUUCGUGUUUUUAACUUAGAAUUAGCGCAUGCGCAGCCACAGCCUGUCGCCAGCGGCAGCUCUCAGCGUGUGCAUGCGGUAUACGCGCAAGCGCAAGGUGAUUGCCACGAAACAAUAGUAAAGAAAUUAUGCUCAAGAUUCCCUAAUGUUUUUUCUAGUAAGCUUGGGUCAUUUAAUAAGUAUACUGUUGAUUUACAUUUAAAACCGGACGCAAAACCUAUAUUUUUCAAAGCUAGACCCGUACCAUAUGCCCUAAAGGAAAAAAUAGACAAAGAGAUAGAUCGUUUGUUGGCGUUAGGCAUUUUAAAACCCGUUGAGCACUCAGACACUGCUUCACCGAUAGUGCCGGUAUUGAAAAAGGACGGUAGCAUCCGUUUAUGUGCCGAUUAUUCGGUAACUAUUAAUAAACAGUUAAUAGUUGACCAGUAUCCUUUACCCACAGUAAGCGAUUUAUUGGCAAAAUUACACGAUGGCAUACAGUUUAGUAAAAUUGAUUUAUCUAUGGCCUACAAUCAAUUCGUGUUAAGCGAUAAAUCACAAAAAAUCACAUGUAUAAAUACACACCGCGGUCUUUUUAAUUUUACUCGGUUGGUCUUUGGUCUGGCAUCUGCUCCAUCAAUCUUUCAGCGUGCGAUGGAGUGUUUGCUCGCUGGGAUUGAGGGAAUAAUAUUUUUGCUUGAUGAUAUUCUAAUCACGGGCAAAAGCAAAGUUCACCAUGAACAAAGGAUUAUGGCUGUUCUACAGCGCUUAGACGACGCAGGAUUGAGUGUUCAAAUGAAUAAGUGUGAGUUCUUUAAAGAUGAGAUUUCUUAUCUGGGUCACGUAAUAGAUAAAACUGGGGUUAGGAAAUCACCAGAGAAGGUAAAGGCCAUUCUCGAAGCACCUAAGCCGAAUAAUGUCUUACAAUUGCAGUCUUUCCUUGGUUUGGCGAAUUAUUAUCGUAACUUCGUGCCGAACGCAUCGUCUAUACUAAGUCCACUCUACCACUUAUUAAAUAAAAAAUCUAAAUGGGAGUGGACUUCUGUACAUGACGAUGCGUUCAAGAAAAUAAAAAAGUAUCUCGCUAGUGACAAAAUUUUAACCCACUUUAACCCGAAUGCUGAGUUAAUAUUGACAGUUGACGCGUCUCCAACAGGGUUAGGGGCUGUAUUGUCUCAGAUAGGCGACGACCGAUUAGAAAGACCCAUAUCUUAUGCCUCGCGAACGCUUACAGCUGCUGAAAAGAAUUACGCACAAAUACAGAAAGAGGCGACGGCCAUUAUUUAUGGCGUAAGACGUUUUCAUCAGUAUUUGUAUGGUCGAUCCACGCCGUUCACGCUACGAACAGACCAUAAGCCACUAUUGACUAUAUUCGGGCCACAUAAAGGCAUUCCUGAGGUGUCCGCCAACCGACUACAGCGUUAUGCGAUGUUUCUGGCGGCCUAUAAUUACAAAAUCGAAUAUAUCAGUAGCAAACAUAACAGCGCGGAUUACUUGUCCAGAGCGUAUGCCCCUGCGUUCAUAUCGCGCCUCGAGCCGAUGAUGACGUCCGCUAGUGAGUUAGACGAGCUCGCGGCGUGCGAAGAUCGCGCUGCCUAUGUUAAUUUCGUAGUCGAUGGUGGUCUGCCGGUGACGCUGAAAGAUUUACAACGCGAGACGAGCAACGACGCGGUUCUGUGUCGCGUUAAGCACCACGUUUUACAUGGGUGGCCAAGAAAAAAUAAUGAUUUAGAUUUAAAAUCCUUUUACAAUUGUAGAUAUCAACUAUCUUAUGAAAACGGUGUCUUAAUGCGCGGCCAUAAAGUUGUGAUUCCCGCAUCACUUCAAGAGUUCAUAUGUAAGGAAUUGCAUAGUUCUCAUUUCGGGGUGGUAAAAAUGAAAGCGGAGGCACGUAAACGUUUAUGGUUCCCCGGGGUGGAUGCCGCACUGGAGCAGCUGGCAGGCGCUUGCAGCGUCUGCGCAGCGCUGCGGCCCGCGCCGCCGCACGCACCCCUCGCUCCCUGGCCCUUGCCACCGCAUCCAUUUCAUCGGGUCCAUCUUGACUUUCUAGGUCCAUUCAACAAUUUCAUGUAUUUGAUUAUUGUAGACGCUUACAGUAAAUGGGUUGAAUGUUAUAAUAGGAAUACUUCUUAUAAUUCCAAAGCUGUUAUUAACAGAUUAUACGAUUUUAUGUCCCGUUUCGGAGUACCUCAUACGUUGGUGAGUGACAAUGGAACCUCUUUCACGUCUCAGGAGUUUAGAAGUUUUUGUCUACAAAACGGAAUAAAACACAUAUUAUCCCCGGUGUAUCAUCCAAGUAGUAACGGACAAGCAGAAAGUUUUGUCAAAAUUGUUAAAAAGGGCCUCAAGGGUAUUAUUUUACAAAGCGUAAAUAAAAAAAUAGUUCAAGAAAAAAUAUCAAAAUUUUUAUUUGACUAUAGGAACUCUAAAAACGGUACCACAAACAAGUCACCAGCAGAACUUGUAUACGGGCGCGCGUUACGUUCACGGCUAGAUUUAUUAAAUCCAUUCGCGUCAUCUCCAGCGUCCACAGACCUCGUUAAAACAGUGGAACAUAAUCAGUUAUUACAGGCCCAUAAUUAUAAAGGGACAAAAAGAACAGAAUUAAAAAUUAAUGAUAAGGUGUGGUUAACAAAAAAUAUAGACAAUAAAAAAUUCAGUUGGAUCGAAGGCAUAGUGAAAAGAAAAAUUGGAAACGUAAUGUAUAAAAUAUACGUACCUCAAUAUAAUUGCGAAGUCACGAGACAUAUUGAUCACUUAAGGGCACGGUUAUACUCACCGGCUAGAGAUGACUGGCAAUGGGACCCGGAUGUGGUGCCCGACGAGCUGACCGCUACUACUUCUAGUGACGGAGUCCGGUCUGGAACCACAGCUGAUGUAGGAGGGGAAGGACGAGAUAUAACGGAACCAGACCUGGCAAGGACAUAUAUUAGUGAGUUCCCGAAGACUCCGCUUCUUGCUAGCGCCGCUACUCGAAGAAGACAAGCUAUAAGCCCGAUAUUCUCUACGCCGACAUCGGAACAGGAGUAUACCUAG
Molecule: messenger RNA, 4110 nt
Organism: Parnassius mnemosyne (clouded apollo)
Lineage: Eukaryota; Metazoa; Arthropoda; Insecta; Lepidoptera; Papilionidae
Source: the annotation of a GenBank genome assembly